Messenger RNA from Strongyloides ratti, 996 nucleotides. RefSeq lists its product as hypothetical. The transcript has a single exon. The record is from RefSeq and is a predicted model, not a curated record. Lineage: Eukaryota; Metazoa; Nematoda; Chromadorea; Rhabditida; Strongyloididae. Bases 1 to 996 code for a protein of 331 amino acids.
AUGUUGAAAAUAUUUUUUACAAAUACUUUUAUUUCCAAAUCAUUUUCCAUUAUUUUAUUAUUUUUACAAACUUUAAUUCCUUCAUAUUUUUGUCAAGAAAUUGAACAACUGGAAAAAAUUGUUACUAAUAAAAAUAAACCAAUUUUUUAUAACUGUUAUGAAGAUGAAGCCACUGAAACUGGCAUUGAAAUACCAAACUUUCUUGAUUGCAAUGAGAUGCAGAUUAAAUGGCAUAUGGAAAUAAAAAAUGUCAUUUAUAACAAAAUUGGUACAAACAAAUGUCGUAGCAUUUUAAAAGUUCUUUUCGUUAGUGAAAAUUAUGUCAUAUUUAAUGACAAAUUGGAAGGUUAUCAAUUAUUAUUCCAAUAUAACAACAAAAUAUUAAAAAAACCUGAUUGUUUAUUCAAGAAAUAUUUGUAUAAGAAAUAUGAUGGUAAUUAUUUUAUUGUAGUUAUCACAUCAGAAAGAAUAAAUAAUUAUUAUUAUACAAAUGAAGAUAAUAACAAAGAAUAUUUUGUUGAUACUAUUUGGGAUAUGUUUGAUUACAAAAAUAUAUCUGAAUAUUUUUUAAGAUUAGGAAUUGAAGCAUACUACUUACAUUCAAAAGAAAACUUUUAUGAUUUUGAAUCAACAACUUACUACAAUAAAAUGCUAGAAAAUUUUGAACUAUUAACAGGAAAAAAGUUAAUAGUUGAUAUAGAUGAAGAAUAUGAAAAAUAUUUAAUAUUGUUCCACAAAAACUUUAUGAAUUUUGAAUACAUAAACAAAACAACGUAUGAAAAUUAUUUAAUUAAAAUAUAUAGAAACAUUGUUGAUAAUUUAAUUAAUAAUUUUGCAAAUGAGAAAUUUAAAUUUUUAUGUGAAGAAAGAAAUUUAAAAUUAAGUAACAUAGCAAAAUCAUUAGAAAGAAAAUAUGACUUUUAUAUGCAUGUAAUUGAGGAUAAAUUAAAUUUUGAAGAAGAAAGAGUACAAUUAUAUUUAACAGAAAAGAUGUGA